AUGGCUGAAGCUCACAAGAAAAUCGUAGAUCAAUUUGCACAAUCACUCAAUGCUGGUCAUCUUAAUGAACUUGAUAAAUUUUGUGAACAUUAUGUUGAAAAAAUUGCUGAGCACAAUGUCGUUUAUAAAAAUAUUGAUGAAGCACGAGAUUAUCAUGCAAAGUUACGUCAAACUUAUCCAUCGUCUGAAUGGAAAAUUCUUGAAUAUCAACAUGAUGAUCCAUACAAUGAAACAUUGGUCGCUCGUCUUUCAUAUAAUAAUCAAACAUAUCAUACAACUUAUACAUUUAGUUCAGCUGGAAAAAUUGAAAAAAUUCAUUCCGUUCCUGAACAUCAUCACCAUACUUAA
Messenger RNA from Rotaria sp. Silwood2, 348 nucleotides. The record is from the annotation of a GenBank genome assembly. NCBI's taxonomy places the organism in Eukaryota, Metazoa, Rotifera, Eurotatoria, Philodinida, Philodinidae.